Molecule: messenger RNA, 1245 nt
Organism: Pyrenophora tritici-repentis Pt-1C-BFP
Lineage: Eukaryota; Fungi; Ascomycota; Dothideomycetes; Pleosporales; Pleosporaceae
Product: DUF4045 multi-domain protein
Source: RefSeq, a predicted model, not a curated record
AUGGCGUCCAAACCUUCAUCACCGGCACCAAAGCCAACGCCAACAACGCCAGCAAAACAAGCGCGAUCUAGAAAGGCUGUCCCUGCAAGCAAUGCUGAACAGGGAAGAGCAGGAUCAGCAGGGGGAGUUCUUUUACCAAAAGAAGCUAAAUCAAAGCCUUCAACAUCUACGACGAAAAAGACUACAGCUGUCCCUACCACAGAGGAAACAGCUGCACCAGCAGCUAAUACACAGAAACGGAAGCCCAGAAAAUUGAACAAGGAGCCAACCUCAACGUUAACAGACACUACAAAGCCUCCAACCCCCACCAAAACAUCUGCAGACGUACCCACCGCCUCCGAUCUUGAAGCCCUAAAAUCUCGCGUCAGAGGCCUCGAAGCCAAGGUUGAAGAAUUGUACAGAGCUGGAGCAAUAUCCGAUUCACGUCCCGGUCGUUCACCUCGUCGACGAGGAAAAGGUCGCAAGACCUCGUCUGCAACACAAGUCCCAACACUGAGUACAUCUAGCAGAGUUCAAGAAGUGGACGAUGAUGAUGACGACGUAGAAGAAGUGGUCCAGGUACAAGAGGAAGAAGAAGCUGAUGAAGAGCUUGUAAGACUAGAAGGCGAACUCGAAGUCGCCCGCCAGGACCUAGAAUCCUACCGUCCCCGAACCCGCCAUACUACAAGCAAUGCCACAUCCGGGGUUGAAGAGGUUGAUAGGAGCGCGACUGGUGGCACUGGUCGGCAAGUCACACUGAGUGGCAGUUACCGCAUCCCCAUUCCCGCAAACGUCAACUUGGAAGACGUGCAGACGAUCAAAUCCGGUGUCUCUGCAGCACAGAAUGUAGCACGCUCGUUUCUUGAACAACGGCGUGCGCUGCGAGGUCAAGACGUCGCCCCUCCUUCGCCUUCAUCAACGACCAGGCCUGCGAAACAGAAACCUGCGACUACGACUACAACUUCGCAAACGCUCAGGCCAAAGCGCAGUAUGAGCUCGAAUCUAGAAGUUGCCGUGGAUAACAGCGAGGGCAAGCAGAGCUGGAGCGAGUGGAUUGGCGGAUACAGUAUGGCGAUUACGAGGGCCGUGGGCAAGAUUGAACAUGAGGCUGCGCUUGAGGCAAAGAGGACUGCUGGUGGAGGGGGAAGCGGCAAUGUACUGACGGCAGCUAGGAAGAAGACAAAUGCGACGGCUACGCCUAAGAAGGCGGGCGAGAUUACCUGCCAGCGUUGGGAUUUCCAGAGGUCAGUUUAUGGGUUUACGUAG